Molecule: messenger RNA, 1956 nt
Organism: Salvelinus fontinalis (brook trout)
Lineage: Eukaryota; Metazoa; Chordata; Actinopteri; Salmoniformes; Salmonidae
Product: zinc finger and SCAN domain-containing protein 20-like
Exons: 2
Coding region: 214-1368 (384 amino acids)
Source: RefSeq, a predicted model, not a curated record
UGUAUUUUCCACCUCGCUGCCGCGUCCCAAAAUUCAGCCGAUAAGGAUAUGAAAUAUGAAUAAAGCUACGUAGCAAUAUUAUAGCAAAGUUACAAAUAUUCGAAUUUUAUAUCAAUGGCAGUAAUAUGAACGUGGACAGCAGUGACACGCCGGUGUAAGACACUCCAGAGAGGCCCCAUUCUACAUGAAUCAUCGCAUCGAGGACCGGUCAAGAUGCAUAAGCGGAACAAUGUAAAAGGGGAAAGGGAGCUUGGUGAUGGUGGACCCCCUUUUUGCUUUAGUUGUGAAAGGAUCUUUCCAGACCAAACGUCAUUUCAUGACCACUUUUGUCCUGCGGCUGGUUACAUCUGCUCCUGUGGAACAGAGUUCUCCAUGUAUGUUGAUAUGAUGGACCACAGCGGGUUACAUGAACCAGGCCACACUGUAAUUAAUUAUAGCACCAUAAAGAAUGAACAAUAUCAGAGGGAGAGAGAGUACAAGGAACAGCUUUCGAGGCUGGUAUUGACGGCGGGGCAGGGAAGCUGGGCUAAGCCUGGACCGACUCCGAUGCUAUCGGCCCCUAUUCCACGAGCUACAAAGCCUCCACCUGGUCCAAGUGCCCCAACAACGGACCUCUGGCACCAAUUCCAGCCAGUUGUGUUGGUGGAGACCCUGCGCAAGUUUGGAAGGACAAAGCCCUACAGGUGUGCCUACUGUGAACUGGGCUUUGCAACAAAAGACUUACUCGUAUGGCACCACAACACUCAUGCAAGAAAUAAAGUCCAUGGCUGCCUGCGGUGCGGGGUUCUCCUGCUCAGCAACAACAAGUCACCACAGCCUGGCCACCACCAGUGUGGCUCAUAUCGGGCAACUCCUGAAACCAGAUUUACCACUGCCACAGUGCUGAGUAACAGGAAACAGCCUGCGGGGAAGGCUAAGAAGGUUGUCCAGCGUCAGCACUGUCCUGACCCGUUCAAUGGGGAGCUGCAGCUAGGGAUGCAUAUGGUCUCACAGCAGCCUGUUCCAGGGACUUCUGGAACAAAAUACUUGAAGUGUAGAGUUUGUCAGGAGCCCUUCCAAACUGUCAAGCUGCUUGAGAGGCACCGUUGCACAAUGGCAGAGUCAUUUUUUGCGCAGGAACUGGGUCUGACGUCUGGCAAACAGCUCAAUGGUCACAGAAAAGGGGAGGGGGGGGCCAACCCAUACUCCUUUCCUCGAAGGAAUGGUGACAAGGAGCUGGCGUUCAACAUUCAAACUUCAGCGAAUGUAACUGUAUACGACCACAAGGCAGUAGGCCCGGAUAGGGGCACCGGGUUGUCUGCCAUUUCUGUAAAAACUGAGGUUUCAGACGAUGACUGUUUUGUGAUUGAGGAUGCGUUUUCGUGCUAGUCGGAACUAGGAAACUCUGAAAUUUCCGACUUGCUGACUGGUUGAACACGGCACAUGUAUAACAACCAGUUAGUAAAUUGGAAAUGUCCGUGUUUCCUAGUUCUGACUAGCACGUGAAUGCGGCAUAAAAGUUCCUUCACCAAACCAUGUCAGCUGUCAUACCAACAAUUAACCUCUUCCCUCCCAGUACUACAGACAUGAACAGUGCAAAAAGCAUUCCCAAUGUGAACCCUCUGCAUUUGCAACAGACAAACAUCUUCUAUGGGUUAUGGGUAUGGGCCCGUUUUGUAAGGUACCAGUUUAACUCUAACUACUCAAUUUACAACUAAUCUGUCAGUAGCCUAGGUUUUUUUGUUGUUGUGUGUUUGUCAAAUGAUAUUGAAAAUGUUACAUGCAGUAUCAAAUCAGUCUGUAUGGUUCAGAUAACCACAAACAUUGUAUGAAAGUUUGUCAUUUGAAAAUGCAGUAGUUUUUCUUUUUACAGUAGCUUUACUGAAAAUUUGGUAUAAGCCGCAUUGGCCAUAUUACAAGAACAUGUUGGUUCUUUUUAGCCAUUUCUGUGGUCUUGGAAUAAAAUAUUGUUUUGUU